GGGCUGUUGUCCGCCAGUCACGCUAUCUAUCCUGAAUAGCUCUCACUAUUAGCACCUCGACUGUCUUCGGCCUACACCCUAGCGAUGCCUCGAAAGCUCUCGAAUCCUUUUUCCACAUCCACUAUGCCGCCCUCUGAGAAGGCAGUCGAGCGACGGCCUUCUCAGUCGAAAGCCAAUCGUCUUGCGGGCUUCUUCUCUUCCAAGUCAAAGGAUCAACAAACGGCCCAACACGCAGUACCGUCGCCUCCGAUUUCACCCUCGCCCAGCCCUCUCCCGACCAUCUCGCUGUCCGCUGCCAAUGGCGGCGAGCUUAAUACCGACGAGACGCCAACCACGCUCUUUGAGCCUCCAUCAGCCGACGAAGCAAAGAGACAACAACGCCGCGAUGCUCAGUUUGGGCCGUUGCUUAGCCCUGGCCAUCUAUACGUCAGCGCCCACCAGGGCGAGCCGCUUGAGGCGCCCGUGGAAGACGAGCCACCCUAUUACGUCGUUCUCACCACUUAUAUCAGCUACCUGCUCCUCAUUGCCUUUGGCCACGCACGGGACUUCUUCGGGAAGCGGUUUGGGGAUAAGAAACGUUACCAGAGCCUCAAGGUUUCGAAUGGCUACGCCCCGCUCAGCGAUGACUUCGACAGCUUCUACGUCAGGAGGCUGAAGCGGCGCCUUGACGACUGCUUCGCGAGGCCCACAAGUGGUGUCCCUGGCCGCUACAUCACUAUCAUUGACCGCAAAUCCGACGACUUCAAUUUGUCUUACAAGUUCACCGGCACGUACACCGAGACGCUGAACCUGAGUUCGUACAACUACCUGGGUUUCGCCCAAUCCGAGGGCCCCUGCGCCGACGCCGUGGAGGAAUGCGUACGCAAGAGCGGCAUCAGCUACGCCAGCCCGCGCGCCGAUGCCGGCACGUCCGAUCUGGCUCUCGAGGUGGAACGGGAGGUGGCCCAGUUUGUGGGCAAGCCGGCCGCCAUGGUGUUCUCGAUGGGUUUCGUCACAAACGCCGGUACCUUCCCGGCUCUCGUUUCCAAGGGCUGUCUCAUCAUCUCAGACGAGCUCAACCACGCCUCGAUUCGCAUCGGCGCCCGUCUCUCUGGCGCCGUGAUCCGGUCGUUCAAGCACAACAACAUGGAGGAUCUGGAGAGGAAACUCCGCGAGGCCAUCUCCCAGGGUCAGCCGCGCACCCACCGGCCAUGGAAGAAGAUUCUGGUUGCCGUCGAAGGUCUCUACUCGAUGGAGGGCACCAUGGUCGAUCUUCCUGGAGUUCUGGCGCUCAAGAAGAAGUACAAGUUCUUUUUGUAUGUGGACGAGGCCCACAGUAUUGGAGCGCUAGGCCCCAGGGGACGCGGUGUCUGCGACUAUUUCGGUAUUGACCCGGCCGAGGUCGACGUCCUCAUGGGAACUCUGACCAAGGCAUUCGGCGCCAACGGCGGCUACAUUGCUGGCGAGAAACACAUCAUUGACGCGCUCCGCAUUUCAAACCCGGCCACCGUCCUCGGCGAGUCCCCGACACCGUUCGUCUUGAUGCAGAUUCUUUCUUCGCUCCGGGUGAUCACGGGAGAAGUUGCACCCGGCCAGGGCGAGGAGCGGCUGCAGCGGCUAGCUUUCAAUUCGCGAUAUCUCCGGCUCGGCCUCAAGCGCCUAGGCUUCAUCGUCUACGGCCACGACGACUCGCCGAUCAUCCCCAUCGUGUUGUACAACCCGGCCAAAAUGCCGGCCUUCAGCCACGAGAUGCUCAAGCGCAAGAUUUCGGUUGUCGUUGUGGGCUACCCGGCCACGCCGCUCAUCAGCUCGCGCGCGCGCUUUUGCGUCUCGGCGGCGCAUAACAAGGACGACAUGGACCGCAUCCUGGCGGCGUGCGACGAGGUUGGGGAUAUCCUCCAGCUCAAGUACUCGACGGGCAUUGCAGGCGGCCAGGAGCCGCUGCCGGAGGGAGUCACCCCGGAGAUGGAGAAGGAGUGGCGCAGGGCGAGUGGUCUGGAGGGUGUGAUCAAGCCGCCCAGGUGGCGGCUUGAGGAUGUCAUUGCGCGCGGUGUGCAGGAUGCCAAGGAGAAGCUCCGGUAAGACUGGAGGCUGGUGUGUGAUAUGAGGGCGCCCGAGUCGAUGAGGUUGUGGGAGUCUUGACUUUGUAUAGAGCUGUCGGACAACGC
Molecule: messenger RNA, 2147 nt
Organism: Parathielavia appendiculata
Lineage: Eukaryota; Fungi; Ascomycota; Sordariomycetes; Sordariales; Chaetomiaceae
Product: serine palmitoyltransferase 2-like protein
Exons: 2
Coding region: 85-2061 (658 amino acids)
Biological process (GO): ceramide biosynthetic process; sphingosine biosynthetic process
Cellular component (GO): serine palmitoyltransferase complex
Molecular function (GO): pyridoxal phosphate binding; serine C-palmitoyltransferase activity
Source: RefSeq, a predicted model, not a curated record